This is a messenger RNA of Perognathus longimembris pacificus (Pacific pocket mouse), 3423 nucleotides long. It is a transcript of the gene Znf286a, whose product is annotated as zinc finger protein 286A. Gene Ontology annotation, biological process: negative regulation of transcription by RNA polymerase II. The transcript is spliced from 5 exons. Lineage: Eukaryota; Metazoa; Chordata; Mammalia; Rodentia; Heteromyidae. Gene Ontology annotation, molecular function: DNA-binding transcription repressor activity, RNA polymerase II-specific. The coding region runs from base 516 to 2105 and encodes 529 amino acids. The record is from RefSeq and is a predicted model, not a curated record.
CCACGGUAAACCGGGAUCGUUCCCAGCGGAAUCGAGGCUAGAAGGCACAGACCUUGAACUCCAUCCCCACAUGCACGAGCCCUAAUCCUUGCCCCCUGGGAUUGGGGUGCCAAUGAGUGGCAGAAUUGGAGGGCGGAAUGGAGCUGAGGGUGGCUGGACCAUCGAGGGUGCUGGGUUGGGUGUGCGGAGCGCCUUGGAGUUUGUGCGUGCUUUUUGUGCGUCCACGGCAGCCACCCCUCGGUGCUCCAUCCGUCCCCCACCCUCCAACCCCCACCCCCGGGCCUCCCCAAGCUGCGGACACCAGUGUCGGAGGACCCAACCUCGAGGAUGCUGCGUCCAGGUUUCCAGGCUCGCGCUCCAUAGGAUCGAGGUAGACUCCACAAUAGUCUGACAGAGAUCUUCCCGCAGACACGCUAGAGGGAAGGCUGGGGGAGCACCCCGAGGCUCCAGGGACUUGCAACGAACUGUUCCAUGCACAGAGGUGGAAGUUGACCGAAGAGCAGAAUCUGCAGGACAUGGAGGAGGUGGUAAUCAUGAAGACAGAUUUGGCUGACGUUUCGAAGACACGAGCUUUGUCUUCCCAGGAUUCUCCCCUUUCCCAAGAGAAGAGUCCAGAAGAAGGAGAAGUAGCAGCUCUGCAACUCACAGCCAGAUCCCAGGAGAGUGUGACAUUCAAGGAUGUAGCCAUGGACUUUACACCAGAGGAAUGGAGGAAGCUGGAUCCUACCCAAAGGGAUGUGAUGCUUGAGAACUACAGGAACCUGGUCUCACUUUGGCUUCCUAUUUCAAAACCUGAGGACUACAGUUUGGACAAUGCAAAAGAACCAUUGAAGCUUGAAAAAAAAGUUUCCAAAUGCAGCUAUUCAGAUAAGGAGAGAAGACCAGAGAGCAAGAAUUCAACUUCAGUGCAAGGUAUAUCCAAAAAAGAAUCACAUCAUGGUACAUGUCAUGUAAAAGACAGACUGAAAAGGAACAGUGUCUAUGACUCUACCUUGGAAACAGCACUUGAAUGUGAAAAUUGGUUAGAGAAUCAGCAAGGAAAUCAGGAGAGACACUUGAGAGAAAUGUUCACACACCUGAAUGCCCUCCCUGGGGAAAGAGAUCAUGAGCAGGACGUAUAUUGGAAAAUUUUCAAUCAGAAAUCUCUCCUUAUAACUCAAGACCGAGUUCCCAAAGGAUCUUAUGCUUUCCAUACAGUUGGAAAACAACUGAAGCAGAAAUCAAACCUAACUAACAAGCAGAGAACAUAUAAAGAGAAAAAAACUCAUAAAUGUAAUGAUUGUGGUGAACUCUUCACUUACCAUUCAGUUCUUAUUCGACACCAGAGAGUACAUACUGGGGAGAAACCCUAUACCUGCGAUGAUUGUGGGAAAUCUUUUAGCCACAGAGCUAAUUUAACUAAACACCAGAGAACUCAUACUAGAAUUCUCUUUGAGUGUAGUGAAUGCAAGAAAACCUUCACAGAAAGCUCAUCCCUUGCAAUACAUCAGAGAAUUCACAUUGGAGAAAGACCUUAUGAAUGCAGUGAGUGUGGGAAAGGUUUCAACAGAAGCACACAUCUUGCACAGCAUCAGUUGAUUCAUACAGGAGUGAAGCCUUAUGAAUGUAAUGAGUGUGAUAAAGCUUUCAUCCAUUCAUCAGCACUCAUUAAACAUCAAAGAACUCAUACUGGAGAAAAACCCUACAAAUGUCAAGAAUGUGGGAAAGCCUUUAGCCACUGCUCAUCCCUUACUAAGCAUCAGCGAGUUCACACUGGAGAAAAGCCAUAUGAGUGUAGCGAAUGUGGAAAAACUUUUAGUCAGAGCACACACCUUGUUCAGCAUCAGAGAAUCCAUACUGGAGAAAAACCCUAUGAAUGUAAUGAAUGUGGGAAAACUUUUAGCCGGAGCUCAAACUUCGCUAAACAUCAGAGAAUUCAUAUUGGAAAGAAACCUUACAAAUGUAAUGAAUGUGGGAAAGCCUUCAUUCAUUCAUCGGCUCUUAUUCAACACCAGAGAACUCAUACUGGAGAGAAACCCUUUAGGUGUAAUGAAUGUGGGAAAAGCUUUAAAUGUAGUUCAUCCCGCAUCAGACAUCAAAGAAUUCAUACUGGAGAGCAACUCUGAAAAAUUAAUGAAUGUGAAUAAAUGUAAGUUGGCAUUAGCACUGUGUUAAAUACUUAACUGUUUGGUAGAUCCAUAAUAUGCCUUUGAAGACCAAUAUUAUUUCAUCUAAUUUCACUUGCCGAAAUUCUAUAGGCAUAUAAGUUCACUUGCCUAAUGCGUCAUUUAUUUUGAGCUAUAGGAAGUAUUCCUAUGCCCAUUGAUUUGAUAAUUAUGAAACUUUCUAGCCAGAGAUCUCAAAAAUUUUUUUUCUCCAACCUUCUAAAUAUCCACUUAUAGUUUAGGAAAUUUUAUGGAAGGAUAGCAGUAGACAUUGUGAAAUCUACCCUCUCCCCUUUUUUUGGUCCCACAAACUUUGUUGUGGCCUCUCACUUUGUAAGAAAAUUCUUAUUUUGUAAGUUAAGCUAAGUAUUCAUCUUUAUCAUGAGAAAAAUGCAAGGUUAUUACUCUGAAUCCAAAGUAUAGACCUAAUUGUACAGAUAGUAUCAUUUCCCUAGUGUCAUUUCUUUUACUAGUCAUAGAAGCUUUUAGGCUAAAAAAAGAGGAAGUGGACUUGAACUACCCAUCGCUCCCAAAAGCUGCUGUCUAAUAUGGCGAACAUAACUAAAGUAUUACAGAAGGUUCUAAACUGUGGUUACAGGGACUUUGUAAUUCCCUGAGAUUUACCCUAAAGUACAGAUUGACUCAAUGCCUUAACUGUAAUUAUUAAUCAAGACCCUCCCUUUUCUUCUCCUUGGCAUUGAUUGAAUCCAGAGUUUUUUACAUUAUUAGGAAAACCUUGUUUCUUUACAUUAUUCGGCUUUUUAUAAACUGUGCUUUGUCACUUAGAAAAAGAACUCUAGGGACAGAGAGUGCCUAAAAGUUAGAGUCCCAGUCAAGACAGGUACUGAAGGAACUGAGCACCUACUUCUCAUGAUUAGGCAAAGCUCAUAGGACAGAAUUCAAGUAACUCACCUGAGGAUAAGGAGCUUCCUUUUGUGAAGUUACCAUUUCUCUGGCCUUCCUGUUUACCUGUAUUUUGUUCUUGUUCACUGUGUGUUGGAUGGUCAUUAUUCCAGACUCAUUAAGAAAGCAUGAAAAUAUGAUGACUUAUUAGUGUAGAUUAUAUGAGUAGCCAAGGAUUAUGGGUGGGAUUCAAAACACAGAAGCAGAAAUUCAAAUAUAAAUUUUAAAAUUAUUUCAUACUAAUCAGUGUCAUAUGGAAAGUAAACUAUUUAAAAGUAUAGAAAAAAUCACAGAUUUCUUUCCUGUUUCCUGAAUCCUACCUUCCCUCUUAUACUCUUACGCUCUUUAUCUUAUCUCUGUUACUUAUAAUUCCCAG